Molecule: messenger RNA, 2750 nt
Organism: Ictalurus punctatus (channel catfish)
Lineage: Eukaryota; Metazoa; Chordata; Actinopteri; Siluriformes; Ictaluridae
Product: hyaluronan synthase 1-like
Exons: 4
Biological process (GO): extracellular matrix assembly; hyaluronan biosynthetic process
Molecular function (GO): hyaluronan synthase activity
Source: RefSeq, a predicted model, not a curated record
UCCUGUAGUGAUAACAGGUAAUAUGAUUUAAUCUUAUUGACUAAUUAAUUGUUUGGUUUGGUUAUUUGUGCUCGUUGAGUGCAGGUUAUGACAGUUGUAGAAUGAACACUUGACUUCAUGAGGCUCAAUUUCUGUGGCCACUUCCAAACUAAAGGAUGAUGAUUAAUGGGAUGUAUUUCUACUUUUAAUUCAUUCAUUUUUUUCAUGACAUGAUUUUUAUUUUUAUUUUUAUAGUGGCUGUGAGAUAAAAUGGACAUCAAACCACUUUUUCGGAAACUAGGCAUAGGUGUACAACUCUUUACAUUUCUUUUUGCCCUCCUAGUUCUUGGACUGGUACUAUGGGCUUACAUUGCCCAUGUAAAUCUUUUAGCAUCCCAGUAUGGCAUUAUGGCCUUUGGCUUUUAUGGUCUUCUGCUAUGUUUUCAUCUACUGGUCCAGAGUAUUUUUGCCUUUGUGGAGCACAGGCGGAUGCGUACCCGAAAAGAAGCUUGUUCCUACACCAAGACUGUGGGUUUUACCAUCUCUGCUUACCAGGAAGACCCAAAGUACCUUUGGGACUGCUUAGAAUCAGUUAAGGCACUCUGUUAUCCACCUGAGUUGCUCCGGAUUGUCAUGGUGGUGGAUGGUAAUACAGAAGAAGACCGCGACAUGAUGGAGAUGUUCCAGGAAAUUUCUGCAGAUCAGGAUCCCAGCUGCUAUGUGUGGCAGAACAAUUACCACACACACCCAGCUGGGAUGGAUCCCCAGGAAGAUACCCAGCUCAGGAAGGUGGAAGAGAUUAUAAGAACCAAGCGAUGUGUUUGCAUUAUGCAAAAGUGGGGAGGAAAGAGAGAAGUGAUGUACACAGCAUUCAAGGCACUGGGAUCUUCAGUGGACUACAUACAGGUGUGCGAUUCAGACACAAAGCUGGAUCCCCUGGCAACAGUAGAACUGGUCAAGGUGCUUGAGAGUAACACAAGAUAUGGUGCUGUGGGUGGCGAUGUGAUGAUUCUUAACCUGAAAGACUCAUACAUCAGCUUCAUGAGCAGUCUGCGAUACUGGAUGGCUUUUAAUGUUGAGAGAGCAUGCCAGUCAUUUUUUGACUGCGUCUCUUGCAUUAGUGGCCCCUUAGGGCUGUAUAGGAAUGACCUACUGCAACAGUUUUUGGAAGCUUGGUACAACCAAACAUUUCUUGGCAGACACUGCACUUUUGGAGAUGAUCGUCAUCUUACGAAUUGCAUGCUGAGCAUGGGCUAGGCUACCAAGUACACAGCUCGCUCAAAGUGCUAUACAGAGACACCGUCCCAGUUCCUCCGUUGGUUGAAGCAGCAGAUGCGGUGGACCAAGUCAUAAUUUCGUGAGUGGCUCUACAAUGCUAUGUGGUGGCACAAGCAUAACCUUUGGAUGACCUAUGAGUCCAUUGUGGCUGGAAUCUUUCCCUUCUUUGUAACAGCCACCAUGAUCCUGUUCUGGAUGGGUACGCUUUGGAAUAUCCUGUGGGUCCUUUGCUGCAUUCAACUAAUUGGGCUGAUUAAGGCAGCCUAUGCCUGCAUCUUGCGACAAAAUUUUGUGAUGUUCAUGUCUCUCUAUUCUGCCCUGUACAUGACAAGUCUUCUGCCCACUAAGUAUUUUGCUAUGAUUACCAUAAAUAAGAGCAGUUGGGGCACUUCUGGCCGCUGUAAGCUAGUGGGAAAUUACAUGCCUCUCCUUCCCCUGUCAAUAUGGGCAGCCAUCCUGCUGAGUGGUUUAAGCUACACAAUCUAUAGGGAAAGCAAGCAGGACUGGAACUCGGCUGCAAAAAAAGAGAUCAAAUAUUUGAUCUAUGGUGCUGUGGCAUAUGUCAGUUACUGGUUUAUAAUGGUCUUCGUAUACUGGAUGUGGGUUCGUAGACUGUGCCGAAAACGUUCUCAGGGUUACAAUGUGAAUGUGUAGUAUAAUUUUCAUGUGCUUUAUUUAUUUAUUUAUUUAUUUAUUUAUAGUUUGUUUGUUUGUUUGUUCACUUGUGUGCGCAAUGUUUAUUUAUGUUUUUGUUUAUGUUGAUUUGUUAUGCUUGUUAUGGACUGUUUAUAACAUAUUAGGAUAAUUUGUAAAGCAUCCUGCAAUAUGAAAAAGUUCCACUGUAUUAUAGAAUUUACUCUGUGUUAUACAAACUUUGUGAAAGAUCAAAUUACUUUGUGUUUGAAAUGUUGACUGAAACAGUAUUUAUACUUGUGCACUGUGGCACCUAUUUACUAUUUCAAAUGUAUUUAUUUCUUUUAUUCUGUGACAUUAUAUUGGUGUACAUGUGACAGUUGCUGAAAGAUCACAUCUAUUAAUGUCAAUUGGAUGGUUUGAGAUAAGGUUACAAGUGUCAUGUCACAUGUCAUUUCCCAUCCUGCACAGUAGCCUACAAACAUGGCCGCCAUGGACUACACUUCCCACACGCAAUCACAUGUUCACCUUCUUCAGAAUACUAAUCACACACACCUGUUUCCAAUCUCACACACACACACACACACACACACACACACCACAGUGUAUAUAAGAGACUGCUCAAACACUAUGACUUUGCGUAGUAUUGAGUUAACUCUUUGCCAAGCGGUUUUUCUUUGUUCUCGUCUCGUUUCAUUUUAUCUUUAUACCUCGUAUCUCGUUUCCCGGCUCUGAUUCAAACCUCGCCCUAUUUAUGCCUGUUUGCUGAUCGCCUGACCCAUUGCCUGUUUUGACCACGCUUCUGUCUAAUGAUUUGGAUUUGUCUGCCUUAAUCUCCUUUAAUAAAACGUCUUUACCUG